UGCUGCUUGUGUGAGGAUUGGCUCCUGGUAUUUAAAAAAAUAAAAAAUAAAAAAUCCCAGUUUGUCUUGCAAAUUCUUCAUCUUUCGUGUUCAUAUCUGCAGCAUAUAGUACAAUGGGGAGGAUGAAUUAUUUGGCUAUGAAAACUGAUCCGGCAAUGGAUGAUUUGAUCGGCUCUGAUAUCAAUGACCCCAAGAUCGCUGCAAAGAAGCUCAUCAAUCAUGCCACUAAGCUUGCUGGCCUCAGCUUUGGGACUUCUUUUCUGGAAUGGGUGGCUUCCUUCGCAGCUAUUUAUUUGCUGAUAUUGGAUCGAACCAACAGGAGAACAAACAUGCUGACUUCACUUUUAGUCCCUUACAUAUUCUUUAGCCUUCCUUCAGUGCUGUUCGAUUUUUUCAGAGGAGAGGUUGGAAAAUGGAUUUCUUUCAUUGCAGUUGUACUAAGGCUCUUCUUCCCGCGACGCUUCCCAGAUUGGCUGGAGAUGCCAGGAUCUUUGAUUCUUCUCUUGGUUGUGGCUCCCAGCUUCUUUGCAGACACCUUGAAGGACAGCUGGGUUGGUAUCUUGAUAUGCCUUAUCAUUGGUUGUUACCUACUGCAAGAGCACAUUCGGGCAGCCGGAGGAUUCAGAAAUUCCUUCACUCAAACCCAUGGCAUAUCCAACACCGUUGGCAUUAUCCUUCUGUUAGUUUAUCCUGUCUGGGCGCUGGUUGUUUACUUUCUCUAGGCACAAAAUCAUUUUAUUCAGCACUUGUUAGACUCUAGCCUGUACACAAUAGGAGAAAACCAUUGUUUCCUGGUUUGCGCUUUGACAAUUUUCUUUUCCUGCCCCCAUCAUAUAACUUACUCGAGGUGCACUCGCAGGAAACUCUUUAUCAAGAAUCUGUGCACUCUCGGGAUUAGUCGUGGCUUUUUUCUCUAACACCCGUUGCCAAUCAAAACAAAAAUGUCUAAUUAUGUGAAUUGAGGAAGCUGUAUUGUAAAUGCCUUCAGACCGAUUUGGUUCUGGAUUGAUGUCAA
Juglans regia (Persian walnut) is the source of this 1015-nucleotide messenger RNA. RefSeq names its product cold-regulated 413 plasma membrane protein 2-like. The record is from RefSeq and is a predicted model, not a curated record. NCBI's taxonomy places the organism in Eukaryota, Viridiplantae, Streptophyta, Magnoliopsida, Fagales, Juglandaceae. The transcript is spliced from 4 exons. Bases 114 to 722 code for a protein of 202 amino acids. Gene Ontology annotation, cellular component: membrane.